This is a messenger RNA of Caenorhabditis sp. 36 PRJEB53466, 2128 nucleotides long. The record is from the annotation of a GenBank genome assembly. NCBI's taxonomy places the organism in Eukaryota, Metazoa, Nematoda, Chromadorea, Rhabditida, Rhabditidae.
AUGGCUUCGAGCCGUCGCUCGUCGUUUGCGCAGAACGGAAACUCUUCCAGAAAGAAUUCAGAGCCGAAGGGGUGAGUCCUCCUUCUUUUUCCACUCGAAACCACGUCUUCAGACCUUGUGAACGGGUCGUCCACACUCCACAGGACUCGCUUUUCUCGACGAGCUCCGGAUGGACAAACUUUCGCGGAUUCUUCAAUUUGUCCAUUUUAUUAUUGGUCUCGCAUUGUUCUUUUCUGAAAAAUUUCCUAAAAACGGACAAGUUUCAGGUGCUCUCCAACGGUCGUGUGGCUCUGGAGAAUUUGAUCAAGUACGGAAUACUGAUAACUCCGCUCCAAUGGGUUUCCACGUUCGCCGCCGAUUAUUCGAUAUGGAGUUGGCCGAAUCUCGCGCUCAUUCUCGGCUCCAACAUUCAGAUUCUGAUCGUUUUGGCCGUGGAGAAGAUUCUCGGUAAAUACUUGUUUUUCGGUAUUGUUAUGUAGUUUUUGUGAUCAAAAUUGAUGAAAACACCGAAUGUCAAAGUCGAUCGCUUCAACAAGCGACCAAACACGGGAAUAGGAGUACUUUGAGUGCUCACACAACACAAUUCGAUCGUUUUCAGCUAAUUUCGAUAGGGAUUUUUCCAUUUUGAGCUCAAAAUAAGUUCGCAAGGCCACCAAAGCUUAUUUGACUUGAAAAAGUGAAAAUUUUUCCGAAACAGCUCAAUGCAAUGUGAUGUAAAAACGCAGUGACAUUUCGGCAUAUUUGUGUACCAAAAAUGCAAACGCGCCCCCUCGGAAAGUCGGUGCACGGACAGAUGUAUACCCUCCGAUUCAGUCACGUGUUUUGGCAGUCAAACAACAAAAACACCGUCGCGCCUCUCUUUCUCUCUCGUUUCCUUUAAUUUCCCUUGUUCUCACUUCAGAACGCGGAUGGCUGGGCAACGUCUUCGCCGCCAUCUUCUACAUUGUUCUCGUGCUCACGCACCUGACCCUUCCAGUUGUCGUCACGCUCCGAACGACGGUAUUUGAAAUUGAAUUAACAAUGAAAGGCCCAAAAAACAAACUAUUCCAGUCGAAAAACCCGCUAUGGUCGGUGGCGAUGAUGGCGAUUUACGUGAUCGAAUCGCUCAAAUUCAUCUCGUACGGACACGUCAACUACUGGGCACGAGACGCGCGACGCAAAAUCGCCGGGCUCAAGAGUCAGGUCGCCGAGCUCGCGAAGAAAACGUGCGAUCCGAAGCACUUUUGGGAUCUGAAGGACGAGCUGUCGAUGCACCAGAUGGCGACGGCCUACCCGUCCAACCUGACCGUCGCCAAUAUCUACUACUUCAUGGCGGCGCCCACGCUCUGCUACGAGUUCAAGUUCCCGCGCGCGCCGAGGAUUCGCAAGCACUUUUUAAUCAAGAGAAUUGUUGAGGUAUCAGGGAUGGGGGAAAAAGUGUUAGUUCCUUACUUGUUUUCAGCUGAUCUUCCUCUCGUUCCUGAUCGCCGCCCUCGUGCAACAAUGGGUGGUGCCGACAGUCCGUAACAGUCUUCGGCCACUCAGCGAAAUGGAGUUCUCCAGAUGCCUCGAACGUCUUCUCAAACUGGCGAUCCCGAACCACCUCAUCUGGCUGCUCUUCUUCUACACCUUCUUCCACUCGUUCCUCAAUCUCGUCGCCGAACUGCUCCGCUUCGCCGACCGCGAGUUCUACCGCGAUUUCUGGAACGCGGAGACCAUCUCCUACUUCUGGAAGUCGUGGAACAUUCCCGUGCACCGCUUCGCCGUCCGUCACAUUUACUCUCCGAUGAUGAGGGGCAACUUUUCGCGGAUGAGCGCCUUCGUCGUCGUCUUCUUCGUGUCGGCGUUCUUCCACGAGUACCUGGUGUCGGUGCCGUUGAAAAUGUUCCGAUUGUGGUCGUACUACGGAAUGAUGGGCCAGAUUCCGCUCUCGAUCGUCACCGACCGAAUCGUGAAAGGCGGCCGUACAGGUGAGUGAGGGCGGCCGAAGUUUUGCAAAGCAAACAUAUUCUACCGUAACUGUUUUUCAGGAAACAUCAUCGUGUGGAUGUCGUUGAUCGUCGGCCAACCGCUCGCCAUUCUCAUGUACGGCCACGACUGGUACAUUCUGAACUACGGAGGAGCCGUCGUCGGAAACCACACCAUUUAG